AUGGCUGCCACUCCUCCAGUGCCCUCCAAGGCCGCUCUUAAUGCUCUCCGAGGCGUCCUUUUUACAACAUCGUGCUCAGUCGCUUUGCUCGCCGAGGAGCGCCGCCGUCGACUCAAAAUUGCUCGCUCGGCCAUUGAUAAUGCGCGGAAGCUGCACACCGUCAAAAGCAACAGGGGCGCUGUUGCGUUGAGCGAAAGCUGGGAAGACAGGCUGGCAGAUUAUGGCGACGAGGUCUUAUCGCUACCGUCUGCUUCGCGAUCCAAAAAUCCCUAUCGACGACGACGCCGGGGCAGCUCUGCCAACUCUCCCGUUCUUGAUGGAGAUGCCAGCAUCCACCGACACUCAUUUGAGCACCAUGGGCGUACUAGCAGGGUCGCGUCUAGCGACGGGGAGCAAAAAGCUACCCAAGAGACGCACAUAUCGAAUUUCGGACUGGAGGCGACCAAGUUUAUACUCCCAUUGACCGAUAUCCGGCCGUCGGAUAUCUCAUUCAAGCCUUUGAACGCUCCCCCGAUUUCUGCUCUACCACUUCGUUCUAAGGAGAUGGAUUCGCAAAGACUCGGAACGGAUUUAGAAACACGGGUUAAAGUCUCUCUACAUAGGGAUCAUGAGCCAAUCCCCAGGCACUCGAAAACACAAGAUGGCUCAUUUCCUAUACAUGAAUCUUUGCAGUUCGACUCUACGGCCCACGCCCGCUUAUCUCUGGCCAAUAUGUUAACGACAGGCAAAACUCCUAAAACCCAUCUCCAUCAAAUAACAAAGCUUGAGCAAAUGCUACAGAAUUUAGAGUCGCGCCAGUCCAGUCAUGCUUUGAUCUCUGAAUUGGUAGAUUCGGCUAUUGAUCAGCUACAAGCUUCAAUGGCAUCUCGACCGAUAGCUCCCAGGUGGAGUGCCCAUUUCAAAUCAGAUGGAUUACGACUGCUUAGAAUUACAAUCGAGCACGAUUCUACGAAAAUGACAACUGUGCUCACUACCCUGCUCCCAAUAUUCAAGGAUCCCAUCCAAGCUCUAUCACCUAUGGUUAAAUGGCUGUGGGAGAAGAAGGAUAAGAGAGGGCUGGAACAGCUUCUUGAAUUUCUUUCAGAGCACAAACAAAAACGAUUCUGGAUGCACGGUAUGACGAUUUAUCGACUGCUCUCUGGUCUGGACGAGGCUAUGGAAAGCUUUAAAGAUAUCAAGCAAAUCUAUCGCCUCCUACAGAGCGCCGGCUUGUACAAAGCAAUUACAGUAACCUCCAAUGUUGAGUAUAAAAUACGCCGAGUCAUGGUUUCGAAAGCUCUGAAAGCGGGAGAUGACGCCUUUGCCCAAGAGGAAAUGAAAUACCUCUAUACACUGGAUGCGGAUACGACAAAAGCAGAUAUCAAGCUCCAAAGUAGGCUGAUUGUGCGAGAGGCUGCUCUUGGGCGCUGGGAGUCAGUUCGUGACGGCAUAGAGGCGCUCGAGAGUGCUAACAGCACAAAGCCAAACGAUUUGCGAUACACAAUUAGUAAAAUCACUGAGGUUUUCGUGCAAACUUGCUCCUCAGAAGGCCUCGAGACCUUGCUCAGGAAAUUUGUGCGCAACUAUAACAUAACUUUAAAAUCCAGAUGGGUAAACCUUGUCUUGGACCGAUAUGCAAGCCGCCAUGACCUCGAUUCUAUGUUUUCAUGGCUUCAAUUUUGCUCCGAAGCCGGAUUUCAGAUGGAUGAUACGUUCAUACGCCGCUUCUACUCUGCAUGUCGCAAAUAUUGGAGCUUCUCUGACAAAACGAUAACAAGUUUGCAUCAAAAUCUCCAAGGGCUAGCACCAACACUUUCAGAUUUUCUGCCAAGUAAACUCGACGGGAAAAGAUCAAGUGAUGUGCCACCCGCUUCGUUGGAAUCACACAACUGGGUAUCUGAGGCGGAUGCUUUCGACUGCAUGGACUGGCUAUCAGCUCAGAACGAGUGGGAGCGCGUUUGCGAGGCGUACAAUCGCUUGCAACUGAGCGGGCUUCAUCCAUCAAUUCGCUGCCUUCGUUUGGCAGUCUUGGGGCACCUCAAGAAGCAAAGCGGGGGUGUCAAUGAGGCAGCGUCGCUCAUUGACGAAGCUCGUCGCCGAGGCUACGAUGUUACGGAAGCCCUGACCCCGCUGCUGCUGACGAGGCUUGAACAUGGCGAUGAUGUUGGAGAUGUGAUUAAGCAGGCUCUUCGUCAAGGGACUCGUAUACAUGACAGCGUAUAUAACAAAGCUGCGCAAAUACUGUCAGCAAAGGGCGACUUGAAAGGGGCCGUCACCAUAUGCGAGGUAGCGGCAAGGGAGAACGGCAAGGGAGAACUCUUGUACAGCGAGUACAACUUUUCCAACCUGGUUUUUGCAUACACAGGCUCUGCUAGUUACAAGGCUUUGAAAUCCAUCCUGGGCAAGUUUACUUCGGAAGUCCAGUGGUGGCGCGGCAGCCGGGCUUGCAAGGAGAGCAUCAAGCUGGCGAUGAAGACAACGGCGAUGCGGGCUGUAGUACAUCCCAUGGAGAAAAAUGACCAUCGCGAGGCGCUAUAUAAGCUCGACGAGGCCCUCAUCCAUGUCAAGAAGUGUCGUUCCACGAGAGACGAUCGGCGUGCCCUGACGGAGGCGUUUAUACGAGUAGCCCGACCUUUGGUAGCCGAGCCGGAGCAAAAUGUCCUGGAUGCACGCAGCCUGAGCGCAACUACUAUGGAAAUGUCUUCGCUAGAAUCAACGGGAGCAAAAUAUUUCCAGAAAUCGGUUCUGGUAAAUCGUCAGGGACUGGCAGCUGUGGGAGACGCAUGA
Messenger RNA from Trichoderma gamsii, 2766 nucleotides. RefSeq lists its product as hypothetical. The record is from RefSeq and is a predicted model, not a curated record. Bases 1 to 2766 code for a protein of 921 amino acids. NCBI's taxonomy places the organism in Eukaryota, Fungi, Ascomycota, Sordariomycetes, Hypocreales, Hypocreaceae. The transcript has a single exon.